AUGCAGAAUGUGGCUGCAUCAUCCUCAAAUCCCGUCGACACAGCUUUCGGCUCGAGUAUAGUCAAAGAGCGUAACGGUCAGCACAAGGCAGCCCUUACACCCACCGGCAAAUACUCCUCUUUUAUCAAGCCGGCCACUCCAGGAGCUUUCAAGCAGUCCGCCGAUCCCAAAAGCUCAAAGUUUCAUCCGCAAUCAGAUCCAUUCAGGUCACAAGGAACUCACAAACAGUAUGUCAAUGGCUGGCCCGCUUGGGCUGCCAAUGCCCCACCCAAAGGUCGAGCUUCUCCGCAGAUGACAGAAGGGGAGGGUGAAGUGUUCGAUCUCAACUCUGCCAAGAUCACGGCAGAUGACUAUGUACGUGUGGAAGGAGAGGCGGAUGCUCAUAUGCGUGAACUGUUAUCUUCCGCCGUAGGAGCUGGUGAGGGCGAUGUGGGCGACGACGCAGUCAAAGAGGGAGAAGACAUAAUAGAUGGAUUUGCUCAAAACGUGAGGCUCAUGCCACACCAGGUUAGAGGCGUACGAUGGAUGCGAGGGAGAGAAACAGGUACAAAGACGGGAGGCAUCCUUGCAGAUGACAUGGGUCUCGGAAAGACAGUGCAGACCUUGGCGAGGAUCGUUGAAGGAAGGCACACUCCGAUUGAGAAGAAGACGUGGAAAGCAGGAACCCUGAUUAUCGCGCCUUUGGCCGUCAAUGAGCAAUGGGCCGCCGAAAUCCGGACCAAAACAUCCCCUGGACUCCUCAAGGUCCGCAUUCACCAUGGCCCUUCUCGAGCAAAAACCGGCAAGAUUCUGGAAUCUUUUGAUGUUGUCAUCACCACUUUUCAGACUCUAGCCGCGGAGCAUGGAAACUUCCUGAGAACAUCCCAGCCCUCAGUAGUCGACUCGGAUUCGGACUCUGAUAGAUCCAUCGGACCAGGACGAAGAACUGCGAAGAAAAGCUCGAAGAAAUCAGCCACAAGUCCAUUGUUCGAAACAAAGUGGUUGAGGGUUAACAAUGUUCAAGAGCUAUACUCCCUGUUCAAAUUUCUUCGCGCUAAACCUCUCGAUGACUGGGACACUUUCAAGCGGAUCGUCGCACUUGUUAAAGACGGAAGGACGAAAGUGGCCAUGAAGAAACUGCACGUUGUACUGAAAGCCGUGAUGCUGCGUCGAGCCAAAGAUGCCACCAUUGAUGGCAAACCCAUUCUCAAUUUGCCAGGACGAACAGUCGAGGUCGUCGCUUGCCCUUUUGAUAGCGAAGAACGCGCUUUUUACGAGGCCUUGGAGAAGCAAACAGCUCUGUCGUUCAACAAGUUCCUUCGGAGCGGCACGGUAAUGGCUAACUUCACCUCUGUUUUGACCAUGUUAUUACGUCUGCGGCAAGCAUGUAAUCAUCCUGCACUAGUCACCAAAUCCCUAUCGGUCGAUGUGGAUGCAUUGAAAGACUCGGACUCCCCGCCCAAUUCUCAAAAGCCUGUGCAAGUUGUAAAAGAUGAAGCGGAUGAAUUGGCCGAUUUACUGGGAGGAGUAAGUGUGGCUUCCGGAAAGACCUGCGCAGUGUGUUUCGUCAAACUACCAAAUAAAGACAUGACCCACUGUGAAGAAUGCAACGAGAUUGCUCGCAAAUCUCGUGCGCAAUCGGCAGAAAUAGACGAUGGUCUCCCUCCUUCGAGUGCCAAGAUACGUAUGAUGCUAAAGCUCCUACGGCAGGUCGAGGCGCGUGGUGAGGGAAAAGAGAAGACUAUCGUGUUCUCGCAGUUCACCAGCUUCUUCGAUCUAGCCGAGCCUUUCCUCAAGGACGCGGGGAUAAAUUAUGUGCGAUACGACGGAUCUAUGAGGGAUGACAAGCGACAAGCAUCGUUGGAGACUAUACGGAGCUCCAGUACGGUCAGAGUGAUCUUGAUCUCUUUCAAAGCGGGUAGCACAGGUCUGAACUUGACAUGCUGCAACAAUGUUCUGUUGAUGGACCUGUGGUGGAACCCAGCUCUCGAGGAUCAAGCGUUCGAUAGAGCGCACAGACUUGGUCAGACCAAAGAUGUCAAUAUAUACAAACUCACCAUCGAGGAGACGGUGGAGAAACGUAUACUUGAGUUGCAGGACAGCAAGAGGGAAUUGGCCAAGGCUGCGUUGUCGGGAGAGGGAGCCAAGAAUCUCAAAUUGACCCUAAACGACCUAAUGAAACUUUUCAAGAGGGACACUCCUGCUAACGAUGACUCGAAUGAUUCGGACAAUUCAGAGUCGGAUUGAGAGAUAUCACAGACUUCUGUGCAUCACUUGCAUUGUCA
Messenger RNA from Tremella mesenterica DSM 1558, 2264 nucleotides. RefSeq lists its product as uncharacterized. Gene Ontology annotation, molecular function: ATP-dependent chromatin remodeler activity; ATP binding. The transcript is spliced from 14 exons. The record is from RefSeq and is a predicted model, not a curated record. NCBI's taxonomy places the organism in Eukaryota, Fungi, Basidiomycota, Tremellomycetes, Tremellales, Tremellaceae. Bases 1 to 2226 code for a protein of 741 amino acids. Gene Ontology annotation, cellular component: cytoplasm.